Messenger RNA from Fusarium keratoplasticum, 1239 nucleotides. RefSeq lists its product as uncharacterized. The coding region runs from base 1 to 1239 and encodes 412 amino acids. Lineage: Eukaryota; Fungi; Ascomycota; Sordariomycetes; Hypocreales; Nectriaceae. The transcript has 2 exons. The record is from RefSeq and is a predicted model, not a curated record. Gene Ontology annotation, cellular component: nucleus.
AUGGCGCCGUCUGAUGACGAUAUUGAGCAGGCACUCCUCGACGCAACUUACCAAGUCUAUCGUGCUGCCCCCGAUGACACCUCGGUGAACAAGGUUCGCAAGCAGGCCGAGGAGAAUUUAGGACUUGACGACGGUUUCUUCGCAAGCGGUGAAUGGAAGAAGAAGAGUAAAGAUGUGAUCAAAGCGCGUGUAGAGAAGCUCCUUGAUGGAUGGGUUCCCGACAACAAAGAUGAGGCCGCCUCAAAUGAUGAGGCUGAGAAGGGUGUGAAGCGUGGUUCAUCAGAAAUCGAGUCCCCUCAGCCAAAGCCCAAACGUCAGAAGCGAGGCCCCAAGCCCAAGAAGCCCGCCAAGAAGGUGGAAUCGGAGCCAAGUGAGCUGAGUGAGUUGAGUGAACUCAGCGAGCUAAGCGAGGAAGAAAAACCUCAGAAGAAGAAGCGAGCGCCAGCAAAGCGCAAGAUCAAGGCGAAGGCGAAGGCCAAGCCUGUCGUCUCCGACGAUGAGGAUGUCGACAUGGAGUCUGACAGUGGAAAGCCUGCUUCAGACGACGAGGGCGAAGAUGAGAAGGCUCAGAACGGCGAAACUGCCACAGAAGAGCCAGCUGUUUCUACAUCGCACGAAACACCAGGUGACGACGAAAAGCCAACUACGAAUGAGAACGCGGACGACAAGCCAGCGGUUGACGAGGAAGAAGAAUACUCGGACGUGAUCGAUGAACCCGUGAAGCCCAAGCGGAAGAGAAAGGACAAGAAGGAGGCUGCCAGCAAGCCAACCAAAGUCCCCAAGGCCGUCACCAAGAAGAGCACCACGGCUGAAGACCCCAACACCGAGGAGAUCAAGAGACUUCAGUCUCACCUUACCAAGUGCGGCGUCCGUAAGCUGUGGCAUAAUGAGCUCAAGAAGUACGGCGACGACCCCAAGGCCAAGAUUCGUCACCUCAAGAAGAUGCUCACUGAGAUCGGUAUGGAGGGUCGCUUCUCCGAAGCCAAGGCCCGUGAGAUCAAGGAGAGACGAGAGCUCAUGGCUGAGGCUGAGGCGGCGCAAGAGAUGAAUGCCCUCUGGGGUGUAGCGAGCCGAGGCCGGGCGAGCCGCAGCAAGAGCAAGCAAGCAAAGAUUGUUGAGAGUGAAGGCAGCGACGCCGGCGGUGACGACGCCGAGGAGGAGGAAGAUACGUACGCCGCCCGACGAAAGAGGGCGCGGGCCGAUUUGGCCUUUUUGGGGGAUGACAGCGACUCCGAGUGA